UGCCGCCGCUAUGGAGGGGUCCGCGAGGCGCACACCGGCGUCGGGGUGACUCCAUUCAGCACGUGCCACGCUGUCUUUGCAGAAAGAAGAGCCCAGCCUCCAAAGGCUGAUGGAGCCGGCGCCCAGCAGUGGGAUCCAGCAAGGAAUGAAAAGUUGCAAGAACUUUUUCUGCACGAAGUACAAAUGGGAGAGCUUUGGCUAUCUAGAGGAGAGCACAGAAUGGGGGUUGAACAUCUCAGCAAUGCCCUUUCGAUGUGUGGGCAACCACGGGAACUUCUGAAGGUUUUUAAACACACACUCCCUCCCAAGGUAUUUGAGAUGCUGUUACACAAAAUUCCCCUGAUUUGCCAGCAAUUUGAGGCAGACAUGAAUGAACAGGAAUACUUGGAAGAUGAUCCUGAUUGAAAAAACACUUCAACGUAUCCACAGUCCAAUCAGAAUACUAUAUUAUGAUAUAGCAUAAACAACUGCGCAGUGAUAUUUCCAUUUAUUAUUUAACUUGUAGAAAUAAAAAUUUUUUCUAUCUCA
Molecule: messenger RNA, 528 nt
Organism: Myotis davidii
Lineage: Eukaryota; Metazoa; Chordata; Mammalia; Chiroptera; Vespertilionidae
Gene: TOMM20L
Product: translocase of outer mitochondrial membrane 20 homolog (yeast)-like
Exons: 4
Biological process (GO): protein import into mitochondrial matrix; protein targeting; tRNA import into mitochondrion
Cellular component (GO): mitochondrial outer membrane; mitochondrial outer membrane translocase complex
Molecular function (GO): transmembrane protein transporter activity
Source: RefSeq, a predicted model, not a curated record